This is a messenger RNA of Manihot esculenta (cassava), 1098 nucleotides long. Its product is annotated as zinc finger protein ZAT5. Lineage: Eukaryota; Viridiplantae; Streptophyta; Magnoliopsida; Malpighiales; Euphorbiaceae. The transcript has a single exon. The record is from RefSeq and is a predicted model, not a curated record. Bases 80 to 991 code for a protein of 303 amino acids.
CUCUUUUUUUAAGCUCUUUCCCUUAUCAGCCCUCCUUUGUCAGGUCACUUGUGCAUAUCCCAUUUUUCUCUCUCUUUACAUGGAAUUCAUGGAAGCUCAAGAAGAAUUCAUGGGCUCUAAUGAUCUUUCUCAGAUCGUUAAAAGCAAGCGUACAAAGCGUCUGAGAUCAUCGUCCGCAGUCACCUCUAGCUCGUCCAGUGGUUUUGGUGGUUCCGGCGGAGAAACAGGACUUGUUGGUGAGGAACAUGGUUCAAUUUCCUCUCCAACAAGUUGUAGUGAGAUUUAUGAGAGCACAGAAGAAGAAGAAGACAUGGCUAAUUGUCUGAUUUUAUUAGCUCAAGGUGACGGUCCAAGGAAGCAGCAGCAGCAGGUGAGUGAUGAAAAUAAUGGUAGGAUGGAAAAAGAAAAAUUCAGUGCAAGAAAAUUCUCUGAUCCUUCUGCUACAACAAAUUACAAGCCUGAUUUCUUUGUUUAUGAGUGUAAAACUUGUAAUCGUACCUUCUCUUCCUUCCAAGCAUUAGGUGGUCACAGAGCCAGUCACAAAAAGCCUAAGUCCAUAGUCGAAGAGAAAAAGAUUCUUCUUGUUUCGCCAUUAAUGGACGACCUUGAAGAUUGCCAACUUAACAAAAGUAGCAGUACUUUUAGUUCUGAUCAUCUUCAACCUCAACCUCCUCCUUCUCUUCAGACAUCUAACAAAGGUUGUGGUUUUCUUGGUAAUAAUAAGGCCAAGAUUCAUGAGUGUUCAAUUUGUGGGUCUGAGUUCACUUCUGGUCAAGCUCUUGGAGGUCACAUGAGAAGACACAGAGCUAACACAGCUAAUAAUGUUAAUAGUAAUGAUCAGAUGAAGCCAAGAAAUAUUUUGUCUUUGGAUCUUAACCUUCCGGCGCCAGAGGAAGAGCACCACCACCGUGAAUCCAAGUUCCAAUUUGCAGCAACCACACAACAAGCUCUUGUGUUCUCUUCCCCAGCCUUGGUGGAUUGUCAUUACUGAGGGGGGAAUUGAAAGUUAUUAAGGAUUCAUAGGGGAUAUCAAUGUGAAUUAUUAUUUUUAAUUAGAAUUAUAUGUUCCAAAUUCACUAAUAUUCAUAUGAUUAUCAA